This is a messenger RNA of Boleophthalmus pectinirostris (great blue-spotted mudskipper), 1043 nucleotides long. It is a transcript of the gene dph5, whose product is annotated as diphthamide biosynthesis 5. Gene Ontology annotation, biological process: protein histidyl modification to diphthamide. Bases 59 to 928 code for a protein of 289 amino acids. Gene Ontology annotation, molecular function: diphthine synthase activity. The transcript has 7 exons. NCBI's taxonomy places the organism in Eukaryota, Metazoa, Chordata, Actinopteri, Gobiiformes, Gobiidae. The record is from RefSeq and is a predicted model, not a curated record.
UCGCUCCUCUCCCCCGGCUCUCCUCGCUCCUCUCCCUCUCCUCGCUCCUCUCCCGGCCAUGGUGCUGUACCUGAUCGGUCUGGGGCUCGGGGACGCCCAGGACAUCACGGUGAAGGGUCUGGCCGCGGUGAAGCGCUGCUCCCGGGUUUAUCUGGAGGCCUACACCUCCAUCCUGACCGUGGGCAAAGACAAACUGGAGGAGUUUUACGGUAAAGAUCUGAUCCUGGCCGACCGGGACCUGGUGGAGCAGGGGUCGGAGGAGAUCCUGAAGGACGCAGACACGACGGACGUGGGCUUCCUGGUGGUGGGAGAUCCUUUCGGAGCCACGACUCACAGUGACCUGGUGCUCAGGGCCGUUCAGGCUGGGAUCCCCUACAAAGUCAUUCACAACGCCUCCAUCAUGAACAGCAUCGGCUGCUGCGGACUCCAGUUGUAUAACUUCGGGGAGACGGUCUCGUUCGUGUUCUGGACGGACUCGUGGAAACCUGAAAGUUUCUUCGACAAAAUCUGUAAAAAUCGAGCCAUGGGUCUGCACACGCUGUGUCUGCUGGACAUAAAAGUGAAGGAGCAAACGAUCGAGAACAUGAUGAGGGGGAGGAAGAUCUAUGAACCUCCUCGGUUCAUGUCGGUGUCUCAGGCGGUGGAGCAGCUCCUGCAGAUCAUCCAGAGGAGACGAGAGGAGGGGGAGGAGCUAGGUUUGACGGAGGACACGGUCUGCGUGGGCGUGGCUCGGCUCGGCUCAGACGACCAGGUGAUCCGCUCGGCUCGUCUGCGCGACCUGGCGUCAUGUGACCUGGGGGAGCCGCUCCAUUCGCUGGUGGUGACCGGGAGGCUCCACCCCCUGGAGGUGGACAUGCUCAAAGUGAACGCCCAGCAGGGGGCGCUGGACGGGCUCAGGAUGGCCGACAGCUCCACCUUCAUCUCGUGAACGACGACGAGAAACGACGAGAAACAAGAAACGACGAGAAACGACGAGAUCUGAUAAAGAUUUAAAGUCUAAGUGUCUGAGUCACUUUUAUAUUAAAGUGUUUAAACGUGUUAAA